Molecule: messenger RNA, 2045 nt
Organism: Megalops cyprinoides (Indo-Pacific tarpon)
Lineage: Eukaryota; Metazoa; Chordata; Actinopteri; Elopiformes; Megalopidae
Product: lipoprotein lipase-like
Exons: 10
Coding region: 55-1563 (502 amino acids)
Biological process (GO): lipid metabolic process
Molecular function (GO): lipoprotein lipase activity; apolipoprotein binding
Source: RefSeq, a predicted model, not a curated record
AAAAACAGAAACUUUUUUUGGUGCUUGCUGGAAACAGAUUAUACCAACAAUAAUAUGGGAAGAGAACAUAUCUGGCUGCUGAUAGUGUCUAUUUAUUUGGUAAAAACUUGUGCAACAUUCUCAACGCCUGCUGAAGAAACUUCAACUAUUCCAAGCAACAGCACUGACUGGCUCGUGGACUACAGCGACAUUAAAACCAAGUUCUCCCUGCGCACAGCCGAAGAGCCGGACGAUGAUACCUGCUACCUCGUGCCUGGUCAGCUAGACACUAUCUCACAGUGUCAAUUCAAUACCGACGUAAAGACCUUCGUGAUAAUUCACGGAUGGACGGUGACGGGGUUGUUCGAGAGCUGGGUGUCUAAGCUUGUGGUGGCCCUGUACGAGCGGGAGCCCGCUGCCAACGUCAUUGUGGUGGAUUGGCUGAACCGCGCACAGCAGCACUACCCCACCUCCGCCGCCUACACCAAGCUCGUGGGCCAGGAUGUGGCCAAGUUUAUCAACUGGAUCGAGACAGGGCUGAACUACCCGUGGGAGAAAAUUCAUCUGCUGGGAUACAGCCUGGGUGCCCAUGUGGCCGGGAUCGCUGGGUUCCUCUCAAACAAUAAGGUCUACAGGAUCACAGGCUUGGACCCUGCGGGCCCAGGGUUCGAACACGCCGAUGCUCAGAGCACCUUGUCUCCUGAUGACGCCAACUUCGUGGAUGUCCUGCACACCAACACCAGGGGGUCACCGGGUCGCAGCAUCGGGAUCCAGAAGCCUGUGGGCCAUGUGGACAUCUACCCCAACGGCGGCACUUUCCAGCCGGGCUGUGACCUGCAGAGCACCAUAAAGAUGAUCGCCACUUCCGGCUUCUACUACAUGGACCAGAUAGUGAAGUGUUCCCACGAGCGCUCCAUCCACCUGUUCAUCGACUCGCUGGUUAACGAGGAGCAGCAGAGCCUGGCCUACCGCUGCAGCUCCAAGGAGACCUUCAACCAGGGCCUGUGCCUCAGCUGCCGCAAGAACCGCUGCACCAAGAUGGGCUACGACGUGCAGAAGGUGCGGUCCCGCAGGAGCGCCACCAUGUACCUCAAGACCAGAGAAGCCAUGCCCUACAAAGUUUUCCACUACCAGGUGAAGGUGCACUUCUUCAAUGACAGGAAUGCUACCUUCAAGGACGAGCCGCUUAAGGUGUCCCUUAUCGGAGUUCUGGAUAAGAAGGAAGACAUAAGCCUGGUCCUGCCCGUCAUGCACACCAACACUACCGUCUCCUUCCUGCUGACCUCGGACGUGGACAUCGGGGAGCUCCGGGAGGUCAAGCUCCAGUGGGAGAAGGACUCUGUCUUCAGCUUCAGCAACUGGUGGAGCCAGCAGCAGUUCAAAAUCCGCAGGCUGCGCAUAAAAUCCGGGGAGACACAGGCCAAGGUUGUUUUCACUGCCAAAGAUGGGGAGUUUGCGCACCUGGUGAGAGGAGGGGAGUACGUCAGCUUCAUGAGAUCCAAAGAGGACCAUGCUAACCGCAAACAGGAGAGGCUCCACAGACUAAAAAUGAACGGCAGCCUCUUCAAGCGCAGCGCAGAGUAACGCGUGAUACUAGCACUCAGAGUGGAGGCGAGCCCUACAGCCAAUCAGAGGGUCAGAGAACCUGAAGACACAGGGGGAGGAAAGCUGGUUACCGGGUGAUCAGUUUUUCCUGGAUGUGCAGAGUCUGCAUCAUUGUGUCAUCGACCUGGCGCCGUUUAAAAUAUUUGUGCGUCCUUCUGCAAUGCACUGUCAUUUAAGCACAGCCUGUUGGUAAUGAAUAAUCACUGGCACCCUUUGACCAAUCCUCUUCCCCAAAAACACAUUCAUCUUUGCUGUGGAUGGAGUUUGAACAGGCAAGUGUGGGCAGAGAGUUACAGCUGUUUUUCAUGUGUGCCACUUCAGACUGGCACGAUUCCUCUGUUGCAGUUCUUUGAUAUUGUAUUGUCUUGAGAAACGUACUCUCAAAAAUCUUCUAAAACCUUUAAAAGUCUUUUUAUGUUCAUUUGACCCAUGCAUACAUGCAUCUACUGUGUGAGUUUCUU